AUGGCAACCCUUGACAUCGAGGAGACGGAAAUUGAGGUCAUCACGGCCGACGAGACUGCCCAGGAAUUUGAUAUCGGUGAAGCACCGCAAGAUGACGAUGACAAGGCCAUGGAGGACGAGGACGACGAAGGAAAAAUUUCAGCUGAGGAUGCGGACGUGCGCGAUGAUGCCUUGAUGGUCUUUGCCAAACACUCAGGUCCAGUUUACUCGAUUAACGUUAAUCCAGUGGACCCGCGCAUCGUCAUUACGGGCGGAGGCGAUGAUGUGGGCGUCAUUUGGAAUUGUGAGAAUGGUGACGUGCUGCACACACUGUUGGGCCACCAGGACUCAGUGGUGAGCGUUGGAUUUAGUUUUGACGGCAAGUAUGCGGCCACUGGAGGCUACGACGGCGUGGUAAAAAUAUGGGAUGUCGCCACGGGCAACUUGGUACAAAAUCUUGAAGGUCCUUCGCAAGAGGUUGAGUGGGUUUGCUGGCACAAAAAAGGUAACGUUGUGCUGGCUGGAUCGGGCGAUGGCACCGUGUGGAUGUGGCUCGCCACGACUGGAGAGUGCAUGCAUGUGUUUGCCGGACAUGAAGACGGCGUGACGUGCGGAUCAUUUACAGUGUCUGGGAAGAUGAUUGUAACAGGGAGCACGGACUCCACUGUACGAUUGUGGGAUCCGAAGACUGGUGAAUGCAAUUUCGUAUUCAGAGGGCACGAGUUUCAUGAAGGCCCUGUGACAUUUUUAGCCUGUCAUCCAAGCCAACCGGUGAUGCUGUCGGGCUCACAAGAUGGUACCGCAAGGCUUAUUCAGGUGCAGACCAAGCGUGUACUGGCCACGCUGUCACACGAUGGUGUUGACUCGACCAUUGCCGGGUCUGUUAAUGAAGUGACGGUUUCAACAAAUAACUCGGUGGAGUGUGGCGGAUUUUGCAACACGAUGAAUUGGGCUGCCACAGGCUGCCUUGGUGGAUUCUUACGCAUCUGGGACUUAACAACUUACCAUUGUCGCCAUGUUUGCCGCCACCCCGCUGGUGUAAUCAAGCUGCUGUGGCACCCCACGCAACAAAUUGUGUACGCUUGCACGGUGGAGGGUCUCAUAUACGCAUGGGAUGCACGCAUAGGGCAGCUACUGAAGACAUUGGCUGGUCAUACGGAUAUGGUGCUCGAUAUUACGAUCGUUCAUGACUUCAAUUGUGAUUUUGUUGCUGGACUUCUUACGGCCAGCGACGACGAGACGGAAACCAUGAACGAAGCGCUUAGUCUGUAA
Molecule: messenger RNA, 1251 nt
Organism: Plasmopara halstedii
Lineage: Eukaryota; Oomycota; Peronosporomycetes; Peronosporales; Peronosporaceae
Product: Angio-associated migratory cell protein (contains WD40 repeats)
Exons: 9
Coding region: 1-1251 (416 amino acids)
Molecular function (GO): protein binding
Source: RefSeq, a predicted model, not a curated record